Arthroderma uncinatum is the source of this 789-nucleotide messenger RNA. RefSeq lists its product as uncharacterized. The record is from RefSeq and is a predicted model, not a curated record. The coding region runs from base 1 to 789 and encodes 262 amino acids. The transcript has 2 exons. Lineage: Eukaryota; Fungi; Ascomycota; Eurotiomycetes; Onygenales; Arthrodermataceae. Gene Ontology annotation, biological process: box C/D snoRNP assembly.
AUGCCUGGUACAGAGCAUUCACCUUUGAAAAGGCCAGUGGACGCCGAACAAUGUCUAAGUUCUUCUCCCAAACGGUCAAAACUAGAGUCUGGCGCAUGGGCUUUCCGUGUCAAGAACCAAAUGGAUGAAACAAACAGCGAGUCCAACGACUCGGACGCCAAACCGGAAUCCAAGUCCCCUACUUCGACUGCGUCUAUCACGGAGCCAAAGCCAGCAGUCCGUCAAAGAAUUGCUUCCAGACGCUCUUCACCCGAAGUAUCUGAGCCAGUGGAAUCAGAAUCAGAAUCAGAGUCGGAUUCGUCAUCGUCAUCGUCCUCUUCUUCUGCGGACUCUGGAUCCGAGUCGGAGGCCGAGGUUGACGACGCAUCAUCCGAUGAUGAACAAAUGCAUGAUCAAUCGGCUAGGGUGCCCUCAAGGCCUUCUACCAACGUUCCAAUCAAUUCUGCCUUGCGUGCGAGACUUGCAAGCUUCAUCCCGUCCCUGAAAGCCGCAAAUGAGGACCUUGAACGAGAUAUCGCUGCUGGCAAGGCGAUGGGUCUUGAGGUUGAUAGCGAAGAAGAAGGACAAGGCCAAUACAUUGAAAUGAACCUUGGCUUGGGCGUUCUUCAGGAAGGGGACGACGGAGAUGGAGAUGGAGAACAUAGCAGUGACGAGAGUGAGAGCUCUGAAAGUAGCGAUUCCUCGCGGUCGUCUGGAAAGCCAACAAAAAAAGAGAAAAACAUCAUCAGAAAACUCAUGGGAAAUAAAGCUGAUCUACAAAAACCGAAAAUCGAAGAGAUGGGCUCAUGA